AUGGCGACGCUUAACGUUCUCGCGUUUGAGCCUGACGGUCGCCCGAUAGAGUUUGCCACUUGGCUUGACGACCUGCAGCUGUUUCUUAUGACGGAUGCCGAAGACGGCGUUUCUCUGUUCGAUCACGCGUCAGGCACUGCCACUGCCCCUGCUGCCACUGAUCCUGUUCUUGACCGCUCACAGUGGCAGACUCGCGAUGCUGCUGGGCGCCUCGCUAUCCGUAACCACCUGCCGAUCACUGAGCGCACGCAUUUUAGUCAGCACAAGACUGCUAAGGCACUGUAUGACGCUGUAGUUGCGCGCUAUUCCUCCCCUGCCACUGUAGCCGUAGGACGCCUCAUCCUGCCUUACCCGUUCCCCGACCUUUCCUCGUUUACCACCGCUGAGGACCUCAUCUCUCACCUCCGCGCUAGUGACGCCCGCUUUCGUGCCGCUCUUAUCGACGAGUUCCUCGCCACGAACACCCCACCGCUGUACUGUACCCUCUACAUCCUUGUCACUCGCCUCCCUGACACUCUUAGCUCAGUCAGGGACCAUUUCCUUGCCAAGGACCCUACCACUAUCACUGACUUCGAGCAGCAGCUCCUAGCAGCAGAGAAGAACAUCCUCGCUGUAGGUGCUGCCCGUGGCACUCCACACACUCCCCUCUUUGAGGGGUGCUCCCCCUCCCCUCUUGCCCCCUCCUACGCCUCAGCUGCUGCUGCAGUCGACCUCCUCGGUGCUAAGAAGGUUGCAGCGGCUUCCGCUCCUAGUGGGAAGCGCGGCAAUGGCAGGGGCGGCAAGGGUGGCAGGGGUGGUGGCGGUGGUGGAGGCGGCGGGGGUGGUGGCGGUGGUGGGGGUGGUCGUGGGGGUGGAGGAGGUGCGUGGGGCGGUGGUGGAACCGGGAGUGGUGGAGGUGGCAGCGGAGGUAGUGGGGGGGGAGGCAGUGGUGGUGGCAGUGGAGGUGGGGGCGGGAGUGGGACCAGCCAUAAGGGGGGUUCCAGUGGUGGCCAGCAGCAGCACCAGCAGCGCCAGACCCCCUCUUCUCAGCAGCUCCAUGACUGUGCUGAGGGUGACUGUUACUUGUGUGUGCCGCAAGACCCCGGUAUAGACCCAGGUAUAGCGCCUGCACCCCUAGGUGCUAGUGAGUCUGCUCUCUUUGGUACUGCGUCCGCUCUGGCCUUGCACACCUUUACACUUGACUCUGGUGCUUCCCGCUGUUUCUUUCGCGACAGCACCACAGUCACUCCCCUUCGUCGACCUGUCCCUGUCUCACUGGCUCACCCCUCUAGGGGCCCAGUGCUUGCACGGUCCACCACUGUGCUUCCGUGUCCGGCGGUCCCGUCUGGUGAGCUGUCAGGCCGCCACCUGGCCACGUUCACACGUGCGCCUGGGUCCAGUCUGUACACCCUCACCAAUGCGUCGCGCUACACCCCUUUGUCUCCCCAGCUGUACGCGUCUGCUCAAGUAGCUACCCAGUGUGAGUGUCGUUGGCUGUCGCACGACACUCUCCUGUGGUACCACCGCCUUGGUAACCCCUCCCUACCUUGCCUUCGGAGCAUGCACUCUCGCUUCCUGGUCUCUGGCCUUCCCAGGUCUCUGCCUGCCCUCCCUCCCUCGCCUGUGCUGCCCUGCAUUCCUUGCGUCGAGGGACAGCAGCGCGCCGCUCCUCACUCCUCCUCGUUCCCUCCCACAGAGGCUCCACUGCAGACUCUCCACUCGGACGUGUGGGGCCCAGCCCGCGUCCGUGGAGAGGGCCACGAGCGGUACUUCCUGCUGGUCGUCGACGACUACACGCGUUACACCACGGUCUUCCCCUUGCAGCGCAAGGGGGACGUCCCUGAUGUUUUGAUCCCUUGGAUCCGCGCUGUUCGUCUCCAGCUCCGCGAGCGGUUCCAGUCGGACUUUCCUGUCCUACGUCUGCACUCUGAGAGAGGUGGUGAGUUCUCCUCAGACCUCUUGGCAGCCUACUGUGCGGAGCACGGCAUCCGCCAGACGUUCACGCUUCCGACCUCUCCGCAGCAGAAUGGGGUUGCUGAGUGCCGCAUUGGCUUAGUCAUGGAGGUCCUCCCCAGGUAG
This is a messenger RNA of Closterium sp. NIES-65, 2058 nucleotides long. NCBI's taxonomy places the organism in Eukaryota, Viridiplantae, Streptophyta, Zygnematophyceae, Desmidiales, Closteriaceae. The record is from the annotation of a GenBank genome assembly.